Strongylocentrotus purpuratus (purple sea urchin) is the source of this 1308-nucleotide messenger RNA. RefSeq names its product cystine/glutamate transporter. Gene Ontology annotation, cellular component: membrane. The transcript is spliced from 11 exons. The record is from RefSeq and is a predicted model, not a curated record. Gene Ontology annotation, biological process: amino acid transmembrane transport. Bases 1 to 1308 code for a protein of 435 amino acids. Gene Ontology annotation, molecular function: L-amino acid transmembrane transporter activity. NCBI's taxonomy places the organism in Eukaryota, Metazoa, Echinodermata, Echinoidea, Camarodonta, Strongylocentrotidae.
AUGGCGACUCAACUUCUGGCGGUUCGACCUCUGGCGAAUCAACUGAUUCUAAAGUCGCCAUCCCAAGACAUCUUGGUCUAUGGGGUUGUGUGUGGCAUACGGCCAGAGAGACCGUUGGUACCGGUCUCAUGGGAUAACGGUCUCGCAAAACCUGUGAAAACACUUCAGAAGCCCGUCGGGAGUGUUAUCGGCACAGGCAUCUUCAUCUCGCCUGCGGGGAUCCUGCGGGGUACCGGUGGGUCGGUAGGGCUAGCCCUCAUCUUCUGGGUAGUUUGCGGUGUUAUCCAGACCUGCGGGGGAUUCGUCUAUGCCGAGCUGGCCGUCAUGAUAAAAAAGUCUGGAGGGGAAGUGACUUUUAUUCACGAUGCCUAUGGUCCCGCGGUCGCCUUCCUAAAGGUCUGGAUCAUCAUCUUCUUCCUGACCUCUGGUUCGGCUGUCGUCGCUGUCAUCAUCCCGGAGUACCUACUCACCCCGUUCUUCCCCUGCUCGGGGCCUCCAAUCCUCGCUGUACGAUUCAUGGGCAUCUGUGUUGUAUUUUUCCUAAUUGCAAUAAACUGUCUGAGCGUCAAAGGACCUACUCGCUUUGCUGGGUUCUUUACGAUCACCAAGACCAUCGGGCUUAUAAUUAUCAUCGUCACCGGCAUGUAUAACAUCGCUAAUGGUCAUACGACUUACUUGGCAAACGCAUUCAGUACUGGUAACCCGAGUAUAAAGCUCCUACCUAUAGCCUUCUAUUCAGGGACGUGGGCCUACGGGGGUUGGGAUACCGUGUCCGCUUUGACAGAAGAAAUAAAACAACCUCAACGAAACAUUCCUCUAAGUUUAGUCAUCUCUAUGGCAACCAUCAUCAUCAUCUAUGUGCUGACCAACAUCGCUUACUUCACUCUUCUAUCACCAGAGGAAGUGCUUAGUUCUUCAGCUAUUGCUGCAGACUACAGCGUUAAAGCGUUGGGUAGCUGGUCUUGGCUUAUUUGGUUCUUCGUUUCUAUGUCGGCCAUGGGUGCUCUCAACUCUGGCAUCUACAAACGUGGGAGGCAACUCUUCGCCUUGGCUCGAGAGGGCGUGCUACCGGAGAUCGUGGCCAUGCUCAACGUCAACUACUACACCCCUAUCGCUGCGACCUUCAUCACCCUCAUCGGGCUCAUCUACCUGGUCGAAGACGAUAUUUUCACUAUCAUGGCUUACGUGGGCUUCGUUGAAAACAUCUUUGACACGAUGACGAUUGCCAUAGUGCCCUAUUACCGAUGGAAGUACCCGGAUCGGGAGAGAUUGGUCAAGGUGAGCAAAGCGAGAAGUCGACUCCCAUAA